AUGGGCUUCACCGCUGUCUCAUUCUACGUGGACUGGAGCCUUGUCGAAGGGAAUCCGGGACAGGUUAUCACUGACGGAAUAUGGAGCUUGGAUGAAUUCUUCGACGCAGCGAGCCAGGCCGGAUUGUACCUAAUCGCUCGACCGGGACCAUAUAUCAAUGCCGAAACCACUGCUGGCGGGAUACCCGGGUGGGUCCUGCGAGAGCAAGCCAUUAUUCGGUCCAAUGACCCUGAAUACUUGAAUGCGACGGCAAAUUACGUGUCGAAAAUAGGUCGCAUUAUUGAACGAGCACAGAUCAUACAUGGUGGCCCGGUCAUCAUGGUUCAGCCGGAGAAUGAGUACUCCACCUGGCCUGGGGUGACUGAUUUCCCGAAUGACAUGCAUCGCAGCUAUAUGGCACACGUUGAAGAGCAGCUGCACAACGAAGGUAUUACCGUUCCUUCGAUCGUCAAUGAUAACCUGGUCAUGGGAUACUUCGCGCCAGGCUCAGGGCAAGGUGCAGUUGACAUCUACGCUAUUGAUGCGUACCCGAUGCGCUACGAUUGUGAGUUCAUCUACACCCUCUUUAUGUGCUAUGCGUACCGUGGAAGUAACGCCGUCUAUCAUCUAGGCGCAAACCCAAGUGUUUGGCCUACUUACAGGUUUCCUUAUGAUUGGCAAAUUACGCAUAAACGCCAGAGUCCAACAACGCCCUUUGCAAUUGCUGAGUUUCAAGGAGGCUCUGGGGAAGGAUGGGGAGGCGUGCUUCAGGAAAUGUGUAACGAGCUAGUAAAUGAAGAGGCCGUCAGAGUUGUGUACAAGAACAACUACAGUUUUGGCGUUAAGAUUUUCAACAUCUACAUGACAUUUGGUGGGACCAACUGGGGUAACCUUGGGUAUAUGGGUGGGCAUACAUCAUACGACUAUGGUGCCGCCAUUACAGAAGAAAGGGCAAUUUGGCGGGAGAAAUAUAGUGAACAGAAACUCGAGGCCAACUUUCUGAAAGUUUCUCCUGCUUAUCUGACAGCCACUCCUCAUCUUGGAGUGAACGGUACUUACGGCGCACCCUCUUCGAUCUCAGUCACUGCUCUCCUUGGGAAUGGGACGCGCACAAAUUUCUAUGUUGUCAGGCAUGCCGACUUCACUUCAACGGAAAACACCCAAUACACCCUCGCAUUGUCGACAAGUAUUGGAGACAUUAACAUUCCUCAGCUGGGAGGCCAUCUAACGCUCAAUGGACGUGAUUCCAAAUUCCACGUCACAGAUUAUGAUGUCGGCGGCAUUAAUCUGAUCUACUCCUCCGCAGAGAUAUUCACAUGGACGCGCGGGUCAGGGUCUACACGUGUUUUGAUUUUAUACGGAGGGGCUAACGAGACACAUGAGUUUGCUGUGCCCAGGCACCUUGAAAAGCCGACGGUUGUCGAAGGUGACGGCAUCAAAAUAAAGCAACGCAGGUCUGCUUGGGUAGUACAAUGGUAUGUUACACCAGCCCGACGCAUCAUUCGGGUAGGAGAUCUUCAGGUGUAUCUGCUCUGGCGAAACGAGGCAUACAAUUACUGGGUCAUGGAGCUGCCAGCAUCGGGUCCGAUUGGAAAUUACUCUUCGCCAUCAAAAAGUCUGGUUGUUGUGAAGGCCGGAUAUCUUAUCCGUACGGCGAAUCUGAUAAAUAAUCAGCUACAAUUGACAGGAGAUGUGAAUGCCACAACAGAAAUCGAGGUCAUCUCCAGCCCAGCAAAAACGCUCGAAGGUAUCACCUUUAAUGGGGAAGUACUACACACCUCAGAAGUGUCCAAUAGGAACCUCUUGGGAACUGUCACAUACGACCCUCCCAAGUUGGAUGUUCCCGAUUUGUCCAACCUCGAAUGGAAGUUCCUUGAUUCUCUCCCUGAGAUCCAGGCCUCGUACAACGACUCAGCUUGGACAUCCUGCACACGUAGCUCGACACAUAAUCCACGACCGCUGGACACUCCGAGUAGUCUUUACUCCAUGGACUACGGAUACCACACAGGAUCUCUCUUGUACCGAGGUCAUUUUGAAGCUAAUGGCCAAGAAUCCAAUAUUUGGUUGAAUGUAUCUGGCGGCGUGGGAUUCGGACAUUCCGUCUGGUUGAAUGAUAAAUUCCUUGGCUCAUGGGCCGGGGCGAGUGUCAACUCCACAGUCGUCCACAACCUAUCGCUAUCAUUAGCCUUGUCCCAGGGAAGCCCGUAUGUGAUCUCAGUCCUAAUUGAUCACAUGGGCCAAGACGAGGAGGCUCCUGGAACUGACGCGAUCAAGUUCCCACGAGGGAUUCUGAACUACGGGGUUUCGGGUCACGCUCAAUCCGACAUUUCAUGGAAACUGACAGGUAACCUUGGAGGGGAGCAGUAUCAAGAUCUCGUUCGUGGUCCUCUGAAUGAAGGUGGCAUAUAUGCUGAGAGACAUGGAUACCAUUAUCCCGGUCCGCCGAGUUCGAAUUGGGAAUCAUCAAACCCAGUGACAGAUGGUUUAUCGCAUGCAGGUGUUGGAUUUUAUGCUGCAUCUUUCCAGCUGAACAUCCCCAGUGGAUGGGAUGCCCCAAUGAGCGUGGUGUUCAAUCAAUCUAUCCACGAUACGCUUAAUGAGAAUAGUCGAGGGAACAAUUACCGCUGCCAGCUUUUUGUCAACGGAUACCAAUUCGGGAAAUACAGUAAGUAUCUCUUUCCACGGUUGGUUCAAUGGACAUGGUUCCAUGGUUCCAAUCCGGAAUCCGCCCACUCUAAUUGCUAG
Messenger RNA from Penicillium coprophilum, 2724 nucleotides. Its product is annotated as glycoside hydrolase family 35 protein. The record is from RefSeq and is a predicted model, not a curated record. The transcript has 3 exons. NCBI's taxonomy places the organism in Eukaryota, Fungi, Ascomycota, Eurotiomycetes, Eurotiales, Aspergillaceae. Gene Ontology annotation, biological process: carbohydrate metabolic process. Bases 1 to 2724 code for a protein of 907 amino acids. Gene Ontology annotation, molecular function: beta-galactosidase activity. Gene Ontology annotation, cellular component: vacuole.